Molecule: messenger RNA, 4413 nt
Organism: Malaclemys terrapin pileata
Lineage: Eukaryota; Metazoa; Chordata; Testudines; Emydidae
Gene: GJE1
Product: gap junction protein epsilon 1
Exons: 3
Coding region: 218-835 (205 amino acids)
Biological process (GO): cell communication
Cellular component (GO): connexin complex
Source: RefSeq, a predicted model, not a curated record
CAGGGAGGAGCGACUCAUUGGGCUGUGGGUGAUUAUUGGUGCGCUGACAGCAGAUCUCUCUCCCUCCCUGGUGUGCGCGCGCUGGGCAGGCGAGGCAUUCCUGGCAGGACAGCAGCUUUCUUCCAGGAUGGUCCCUGCUCCUCUCCCUGGACGGACCCAGCUGGCUGCCGCGGAGAAGCGGGAUCCAACAGCAGCUCCUGACUUGAGCGCCAAGUGAAUGGGGCGCCCCAACAACACAACGCCGGGGCUGCGGCUGCUCAGGCCUCCAACAGUGAUUGGUCAGUUCCAUACCCUUUUCUUUGGCUCAGUUCGAAUGUUUUUCCUUGGCGUUUUGGGCUUUGCAGUUUAUGGAAAUGAGGCCUUGCACUUCAGCUGUGAGCCAGACAAGAGGGAGGUUAAUCUCUUCUGUUACAACCAGUUCAGGCCCAUAACUCCUCAGGUAUUCUGGGCAUUACAGCUAGUGACGGUUCUGGUACCUGGAGCAGUGUUUCAUCUUUAUGCUGCAUGUAGAAACAUCGAUCAGGAAGAUAUCCUCCAAAAGCCCACCUAUACUGUUUUUUAUAUCCUCUCUGUUCUGUUAAGGAUUGUCCUUGAAGUUGUGGCUUUUUGGCUUCAGAGUCAUCUCUUUGGCUUCCAAGUGAACCCACUCUACAGGUGUGAUGCAGGAGCCCUUGACAAAAAGUUUAAUAUUACCAGAUGCAUGGUGCCGGAACACUUUGAAAAGACAAUUUUCCUCAUUGCUAUGUACACUUUUACUGUGAUUACAGUGGUGUUGUGUGUUGCUGAGAUUUUUGAGAUCUUAUGUAGGAGGCUGGGUUUUUUAAAUAAUCAGUGACACUGUUGUCAUAUUGAAUUACUCCUAUUUAUGUGCCAUCUGUUCUGACAGUUGUGUGUGGUGGGUUUUUUAUGUACAAUGGAGAUCUCAGUAUGAAACAAAAACCACUUUUUGUACACCUCUGCAAUUUUGUAUAGGAACUCCCCUUACAUGCGCUUUUUGUAUAUUACUGUUGUCAAAUACAUAACUAAGGGCCAGAUCCAAAAGACAUUUACUCGUGUGAAUAAUCCUUACUCACAUGUAUAGACUGAAGUGAAUGAAACGACACAUGUGAAUGAAUGCCACUUCAAUGCCAUUUAAAGCAAUUUGGUGAGGGAUUGGGAGAAUUUUUUUUUUUUUUUUACACUUACCCCUUGUUGGAACUUGCUACUUAACUGCACACAUGCAUUUGGAACAAGUUUAUUUUUAAAUUGAGUGAUUAUUAAUCUGCAGGGGAAAGCCAUUCCAAACUACAUAAAUGCUCUCAUGAUUAACCUUUGAUUCAGUGAAUUUUAAUGCUCAUGAAGUGAGCUUUAAUGCUUAGGUAAUGCCUGACAUGGUACAAGAAAAUGCUCUAAAAUGUCCCCAAGCAGCUCUACCAUUGCAACCUGAUUCCUGAACAACCAUAUCCCUGGCCUUCACUAAGACUCCUGGUUGUGCUGUGAUUUUAGUAUGAACCAAUGUCUAAACCUAGCUUGCAACAGACAAACCUAUUUUAUCUGUGUCCAAUACUAGAUGUAAAUUUCCUUUUGAAAACAAAAGCUAGCUUGUGCUUCCUUGAAUCCCCCACCCUGCUCAUCUUUAUAUUUAAGAUAAAACUUAGCCCCUCUUCCUUUUUUUUUGUAAUGAAUGAGAGCUUAUAUUUAUGGCUUAUAUUUGCUUAUGAACUAAAAGUGUACAGAUCCCAAACUUGCCUCAGAUGCGUAACCUUUAACAAUUCAUACAUAUUCAUUAUAUGGUGAGGCGAGGAACAGGCCCUUUUUUUUAAAUUUUUGAAUAGAAAAUUUCAAAAGAGCUGUCAAGAUGACACUGCUGCUUGUGGGCCCAGUCGUGCAUUGAUUUCAAUGACAGUUUUGCCUGAGUAUGGCCUGAAGGACUGGAUCUUGUAGAUUUUUUUUUUUUUUUGCCAUGCCACUUCUGCUCACCCAUGGCACUAUAUACUACUUUAAAUAAAAAUAAUCAUAAAUAUUCUGUGCAUUAGAAAUAUUCCCAGAAUUAAGUGUAUUUUUAUAAUUUACACUUAUGAUAUAUUUUCUAUAAAAGUCUAUCUUCUCUUGCACUCCAGUUUCCAUCUCAUAAUUAAUGGAAAUUUUAACAUGAAAAUUAAUCUUCUUUCUUGGAGACUGGACAGAAAGAAAAGGGUAGUUUUCCUUUUAAAAUGUUUACAGUUAGAGUACUAAUAAUCACCUAGGUUUUUUUGUUUGUUGAAGAUUUCUUACCCCUCAGUUCUGAUUUCUAAAAGUUAACCUCUCUUGCCUACUUCAUCAUGGUCCGUAGGAGCUAAAUAAAAAAAACUCCUCAAUUUCAUAUUCCAGUGUGCCUACUUUCAAUGAAGUCUCAACAAGAAAACAAGAAAACAACAACAACAACAAAAAACAUUCUGACACAUUCUCUUGAAUUAAACUGACCUUAGGUCUUGGUCCAGUGCCCACUGAAGUCAAUGGGAGUCCUUCUAUUGUCUUCUGUGGGCACUGGAUGAGGCUCAUAGUGCUGAGAAUAAAAUGGGGGGGGGAAAUCUUAACUUAUUUAAGAAAUUUAACUUAUUAAAAAAAGACAAACUAAAAGUUAACAAAUAAGAGCAGACAAAAAGUUGCUGUAAAACAUACAGGCUAAAGGGUCUUUCAGAGUUAAUUUAUCUUUGAAAACUCUGUGGGGAAUCGGUAUACAACUUUUACAGUAAGCUUAGGCCAAAUCCUGUUCACUUUAUUCAUGUGAGUUGUCCCAACAGGCCCAGUUCUGCAAAUCUUGUAAUCAUGACCCACACAGGUAGUCCCAGUGACUUCAAGUGAGUAAAGCAUGCAGGAUUUGGUCGCUGUUGGACUCAUAUGGAUCCAAACUGUGUACAGGUUACCUAGUUCUAUAUGCUUUUUUGAGUUGGCUAAUGAUGAGAUCCUAAAUUCUAAUAUUUUUUUGUACUAUAGGUUAAUCUUUUGACUCUUCCCAUGGAAACAAAUGAUGUUUUUCUUGUCUUAAUAUCAUAAAUGAAUGUGAUAUCUUUGGUCAAACACACUUAACUAAUUAUUUAUUUGAUAUUUGGAAAUACUACAAGGGUGGAGGGACUGCCCCUGUUUGUUGCUUGCCUAAUAUAACAUGUACUUUGGUCAAUAUAUACAUACUUAUUUUUGUUGUAUAUAUCAAAUAUCCAUCCAGCUGUUUUUACAUAUAUACAGGAUCUGUUCUUUCCAAAUUAAAUUUGUAAUCUCAGGUACAAUAAAUCUUUUUAUGUAUAAAAAUAUGUGUGACUAUUGACAACCCAGUUCAUCUGUGUACACGAAAUAUAGAUCAUUAAUUACAAUUUUGUCAGUGUUUUUCCCUAGUGUUUCAUAUUUCUGUUUAAGUGAUGAAAUUCAAAUGCUUUCCAAAUAGACCAGCUGACCUCAUGUUAAUUACAAAUACUAAUAAUUCCUAGAUUCUAUAUAGCACUUUUCAUCAAUAGAUCUCAAAGUGCUUUGCAAAGGAGAGCUGGACAGUACGAGUAUCCCCACUUUAAGCAAUGGGGAAACUGAGGCAAAGAAAAGUGCUCAAGCAGUCACUCUGCAGAGCCAGAAAUAGAACCCAGGUCCUAUAAACCACAGGCCAUUACCUGGUCUCUAGACCACAGCAUUUCCUAGCCUAGGAUACUCAAAACUUGGAAUUUUGAAAGAAAUUUUGAAAUCUUGAAAUUUGUUUUCAUUCCAAAACCAAGCCAUUUCUGAAAUUUCCUGCAAAACAGAAAUUCUGAAAGAAAACUGUAUGCAAAAUCCAUUUUUGAAAAAAAAAAUUGUAUUUUUGUUUCAAAACAAAAUUUUGUUUUCAUUUUAUAUUAUUUUACAUUAUUUCAUUACAUGAGGAGAAGUAGUGUAGAAUAUAUGUCAUAAUAUAAUAGUCAAAAUAUUCUAUUUUAUUUGUUGAAAUCAUUAUGGGAAGCUGCUACUUUAACAAGAAAAUAAAUUGAUUGAAUACAUUUGUACAAAUUGUAUCAUUACAACGCAAACAGGAGACACUUUGAUCUAGAAAAUAAGAUUUUUUUCACCAGCUCUCAUUCUAAACACUACAUGUACUUUGUUCAACUGCAUAAGUUGUUGUAUAAAAUGCCCUAAGGCAUUUUAACUUGCUUAAUAAUCCUCCUUCUAUAGGAUGCAACCCCACACUUCUUAAUCAAGAAAAACUCCCAUUGAAUUAAAUUGUAGUUCUGCCUCUGUAAGGAGUGAAGAAUUGGGCCCAGAAUGCAUUUCUCAAGCCAUUUUCAAACUCUGUUUUACAUAGGCUUGCUCCUCUGUGAAGGUGAUUUAUGUGGUUUAGAGUUAAAUAUAAUUAUGAAGAAUAUUCUACCAGAGGCAACAAGUAUUUUCUUAAUGUAAAUGGAAGCAGCAAAUGUUGUAGAUGUACUUUCAGUUGGA